GAACGGGGGAGCUGGAACGUGACCCCACUCUGGGCGAGCUGGAGGCCAUCGAUGAGCCGCUGGCAGAGGAGAGGGAGGAUGAGGAUGGAGCCUUGGAGACGGACGAGAGUGUGUCCCACCAUCUCGGUGUCCGUCUGUCCACCAUCCAGACCAAACUAGCGGUGCUCUCUCCCCACAGCUGCCCCACAGAGGAGGCGCAGGAGGCCCCUGAGCCCCAGCCCAGCCCCCCCGGCCCGGCUGUGGAGGGGACCCCGAUGUCGCAGCGCCCACUGCAGGGUGACAUCCCGGCGAGGGAGCAGGACAGCCCGGCCCAGCCCGGUGACACAGCGGGCGAGAACGGCCUCGGCUCAUCCGGCAGGGAGGAGGAUGAGGAGGAUGAGGAGGAUGAGGAGGAUGAGGAGGAUGAGGAGGAGCCAGACUCGGCACGGAGCAGCCACAGCGCUGGGCAGAGACCAGAAACCCCCCAGACGGAUGAGACCCCCCCAGACCUGCUGUCCCCACAGAACGGCCACACCCCCCCGAGCCUGCUGAGCACCAGCUCCUCCGUGUCCAGCCUCAGCUCCUCCACACUGAGCGGGAGCCUGAUGAGCCUGUACAGCGAGGGGGAGCUGGGCCGGGUGCCCGUGCGGGGCUGUGUGCAGUUCUCCCUGCGCUACCACCCCGCCCAGAGGGAGCUGCAGGUUCACGUCCUGCGCUGCCGCGAGCUGGCCGAGGCCAAGAAGCAGCGCUCGGACCCGUACAUCAAGACGUACCUGCUGCCCGACAAGUCCAACCGCAGCAAGCGCAAGACCGCGGUGAGGAAGAGGAGCUUGGAUCCCGUCUUCAAUGAGACCCUCAAGUACAAGCUGGACAAGAGGGACCUGCAGGGCCGGACCCUGAACCUCUCCGUGUGGCACCACGACAGCCUGGGCAGGAACCUGUUCCUGGGGGAGGUGGAGGUGGCCCUGGGCACCUGGGACUGGGCCAACACUCGCCCCGAGUGGUUCAGUCUGCAGCCACGGAUGCCCAUCCCCUCGGACGGCCUCGCCAGCCGGGGCAGCCUCAACCUGGCGCUGAAGUUCAUCCCCGCGGGCUCGGAAGGAGCGGGGAUGCCACCCACGGGCGAGCUGCACAUCUGGGUGAAGGACGCUCAGAGCCUCAUCCCGCUGCAGAGCGGCACCGUGGACGCCUUCGUGCAGUGCUACGUGCUGCCCGAUGACAGCAAGGCCAGCCGGCAGAAGACGCGGGUGGUGAAGCGGAGCCUGAACCCCCUCUUCAACCACACCAUGGUGUACGACGGCUUCCAGGCCAAGGACCUGGGCGAGGCCUGCGCCGAGUUCACCCUCUGGCACCACGAGGCCUUUUCCAAGCGCCAGCUGGGCGGCAUCCGCCUCAGCCUGGGCACCGGGAGCAGCUACGGGCUGCCCGUGGGCUGGAUGGACUCGACGCCGGAGGAGCGGGGGGUGUGGGAGCGGCUGGGG
This is a messenger RNA of Ficedula albicollis (Collared flycatcher), 1460 nucleotides long. RefSeq names its product synaptotagmin like 1 (gene SYTL1). Gene Ontology annotation, molecular function: neurexin family protein binding. The transcript has 13 exons. The annotation marks the transcript as partial. Gene Ontology annotation, cellular component: plasma membrane; exocytic vesicle. Gene Ontology annotation, biological process: exocytosis. Lineage: Eukaryota; Metazoa; Chordata; Aves; Passeriformes; Muscicapidae. The record is from RefSeq and is a predicted model, not a curated record.